UAAUACGUGGUUGUCUUCAUUAGAACUUAUAGGUCUUCUAGGUUGUCUGCAAAUACUAGGGUAUCAUAUGCAUGCAAAAUAAUAAUAGUUAAAUCUCUCUUAAAGAUAUGACCAAACAAAUUCUUGUUUUUCAGACAAUCAGUUUCCAAUUGAUAAAUGUAAGGUGUAUCAAGACCAUCCUCUAUUAGAGGAAAAUCUUCUACUUUCCCUUUUUAAACGAUUAGACAUUUUGAACGCUUACAGUCCUCUACAUCAAGAGACUCUGGUAAAUGCAGAUGAUGAAUCCGAUGAAGAUGAGUGCUGUGCCUUGUCGAAACACUGGACCUAUCAACGUGAUACCAAGCGAUGGUCUAGAACUAGUUUCCAACCAGCUCCAGAACAUUCCAGUGAUAACGUUGCAGAGCAAUCGUCCUUAACAAAUGAAGAGGCUUCAAAUAGAGAUGUAGUAGUUCCAAGACAACCAAGAGCAAGCACAAAAGAAUCUCCUGCAAAGAGAGAAAGAAUCAAACAUCGCCACAGCUAUCACACACCAGCAUCAGGGUUUGACGUAUCUCAAAAGACCUUGGUGGGUACACGCACCUCACUGAAACCAGUAAAAGAUAGGCAUCCCAGGACUUUGUCUCUGGAUAAUCUUGGAGAUGAGUGGUCUUUACAUAGCGUCGUCGAUGAAAUACUACCAAGAGUACCAUCUCACGAAGGAGCUGGCCAUAAACUUGAUGUACCUGAAAAAUACGUCGAAUUUGAAGUCAAAGAACCAUACAUAUACCAAUUAUGUGCUAAUCAACUACAAAUCUUGAGAAAGUUAGCUUUGUUGAAGUUGACUUCUCAUAUGGAAAAAUACUGUCCUGGGAACUGGGAUCUGUCGAAGUUAUUCAAAAAGAAUAAGCCUCCGCACUAUAAUGAUAAAAACAUUUUUGGAGCACCAUUGGCAAUAAUCUUUCGAAGAACUGGAAAAUUUUUACCUGUUCAAAUAGAAGAAGCCAUGCUAUGGCUUGAAGAAAAGGCCUCGGACGAGGUAGGGAUAUUUAGAACAUCGGGUGUAAACUCCCGAAUCCAAGAGUUAAAGGACAAAAUAGAAGCAAAUCAAAGAAUUAAGUAUCGUGAUCAACAUUAUAACGAUGUUACCAGCAUGUUCAAGCUGUACUUCAAAGAGAUACCUGGAAAACUGCUAACGAGUAAAUUAUCCGAGACAUUCAUUUUAAUAUUUCAGUAUAUCCCAAAACACUUGCGCAUGGAAUCGGUCAUCUGUGCACUUCUUCUUCUUCCCGAAGAACACUCUCAAGUAUUCCAGGCUUUGUUAUACUUUCUAUUGAAUAUAGCGAGCAAAUCAGAGCAAAACCAAAUGACUGAGCUCAAUUUGACACUCUGCUGGGCGCCUUCACUGUUCGAUUUUUCGUCCAUUGUCCAAAAAUCCCAAGAAGAAGCAAGAGGUUCGUCUGAUUCAAAAGAAUUGGCAGAAAAUAAAGCAGCACAGGAAUGUUUGUUGUUCUGUCUUCAAUAUUUCCAUAAAUUAUUUAAGAUUCCGCGUCGUUUUAUCAACCAGUGCACCUCACGUGAGAUGAAAGAGAUAAAGCCGAAAUUAUUUACUGACAUAGGAGACGAUAAGGAAGGCUGGAGAGAAUAUUUAAUAGAAUGCCAUAGUAACUUAAUAAAAGAAUCAAAAGGCUGGAAAGAAAUAUCCCCACUAUGUAAAAAUUCAAAAAUUUCUAUCUUCUACAAAAAAGCAUCAGAUGGGUUGCCCUUGAGAUUCUGGAAAGUUUCAGCAGAACUGGACGCACCUCCUUCAGAAGUUAAGAACAGAAUCCUUAGAGAACGUCACAUUUGGGAUCCAGAUCUUCUCGCAGCGAAAAUAAUUAAACAGUUAGGCAGCCAGACUGAAAUAUUUCAGUAUAUAAGGAAGAGUGUCAUACCCAUACCGACGCUAAUACUCGGUCUAAAUGACCCGAAUUCCGAGUCCCAAAUCCGACCCAUACCGAAUGAAGAAUACUGUGUGAUACGAACAUGGAAGUCAGAUCUGAGCACAGAUUCUUGUACUAUAGUAGAAACUUCCGUCGAAUAUCCCGAAAGAUUGAAAGUACCAAAUACAUUUCACAGUAUUGUAUUGGCUUCUAAGUACAUUAUUGAACCAUAUGGAUCUGGAAAAUCCAAAAUUAUUCACUUUUCCAGAGUGGACAUCAUGGGAAGAAGUCCAGGCUGGUACCACAAAAAUUACGGAUAUCUAUGUGGAUUCUUUAUAGAGAAUUUACAAACCUCCUUUCACCAAAAUGCAAACGGCUAGAGAACCAAAUAUGAAUCACAAAGACUGUUAAAUAAUUUAUUAUUUUUAUAACAAAAUUUAUAAUACAUAGUUUGAAGUAAACUAUAUACAUUAUAUACUUUUAUAUAUGAUAAAUAAAUAUCUAUUUAUUGUUACUUUUA
Molecule: messenger RNA, 2418 nt
Organism: Diabrotica virgifera virgifera (western corn rootworm)
Lineage: Eukaryota; Metazoa; Arthropoda; Insecta; Coleoptera; Chrysomelidae
Product: rho GTPase-activating protein 7-like
Exons: 7
Coding region: 830-2278 (482 amino acids)
Biological process (GO): regulation of Rho protein signal transduction; actin cytoskeleton organization; signal transduction
Molecular function (GO): lipid binding; GTPase activator activity
Source: RefSeq, a predicted model, not a curated record